Molecule: messenger RNA, 6189 nt
Organism: Helobdella robusta
Lineage: Eukaryota; Metazoa; Annelida; Clitellata; Rhynchobdellida; Glossiphoniidae
Exons: 7
Coding region: 1-6189 (2062 amino acids)
Molecular function (GO): chromatin binding
Source: RefSeq, a predicted model, not a curated record
AUGUACAAGAAACGGCACAAUAUAGGUAAAAGACGAGCUUCAACGUCAGUGCAUUCAUACAAGGAAUCAGAAAUUGCUGUAUUAUAUGAUGACAACUACUUCAGCAAUUUCAAAUAUAGCAUGUCGUUUGGUGGGGGGCGCAAAUCAGAUCAGUUGAGUGAGCCAACUUCACAUAGCUCAUGCAGUCCUAACUCUAGUCAGUCAACACACCUUAGAAAACCGACUCCGAAAAAAGAAUCUUUUGCCAAAAAUAAAACUAGUCUAGCCAUUAAAAACAUCAAGAAACCUGUAAAAGUUAGAAAAAAGAAAGGUUCUGGAGAUCAAUUAGUUAUAAAGGAAAAUUUACAAUGUGAGAGAGUUAGAAGGACAGCCAGCUUGAAUGCUGGGGCCAUCUUGAAUGCCAUGCUAGAUAAGGAUGAAACCACUGCUAAGAAACAAAAAUUAUCAGAUAAGAAACUAGGUGGUGUAGCUGACACUUCACUAACAUCAAGUACUGAGACUAUACCAAUGUUAAAUGGUAGUAAUGAAAUUACUACUAGCACCACUAAUACUAUCCAUACUCCCAACAGUGCUUCAAAAAGUUCCCCAAUUAAAUCAAAUGAAAAGAAUAAAAAGUUUGCUGAUGUCAGUUGUAGUCCAAUUGUUUUUGAAAGUCGUCAGACAACAUCCUCAUCACUAUCGAAAAAGUUAGUGAAAGUUAGUGAAAGUAAGGUUAGAGCCAAAAGAAUUGUUAAUAAAAAAAUUAAUUAUGAAGAUGAUGAUGAUGAUGAGGACAGUAAUGAUAAAGUUGGUGAUAAUGGUAUGGUUUGUGUACUUCGACCUGAUGUUUUGUCUACUCAUCUAGUUCCCAGCAAAAAUUUUACACCAUCUCAGAAGAAAUGCAUUGGUGAGAAUUCAAUCACUUUGAGUAAGGUUGAAAAAGUGAAGAAAAAUCUCUUCAAUUCAUCCUCAAUUUCAACAACGGCAAUGACAUCUGUCGUAAAAACGUCAAACGAAGCCAGACUUAAACGAAAAAUGUUAUUGUCCUCAUCUUCGUGUUCCUCCUUGUCGUCGUCACCAUCAUCUUCAUCAUCAACUAUAUCAUUGUCUGCCUCAUCUCAGACCACAGAGGAUGCAAAAAAUGCCAAUAAGCCUCCAAUGUCUAAAACAAACUACUCCACCACUUCAUCUGGCAACAGUAUCCAAUCAACUACAAGGGUAAACUCCGUCAAGUCGAUUAGAAAUAUCAAAUGCGUUACUAAAUCCAAGAGGCCAGUCAUAGAUAAGAGCAAGGUACCAAAGGUUUCAACAUCAGGAGCCAUCAAAAAAACAUCUACACGUGUGGCUAGUUUGAAGGCUCAAGUCAUAUUAGCUGCAUAUUCAGCAGAUCAAAAGAGGAUACCAAGAGUCAGUCCAAAGUUAAAAGGUUCUAAAAAUAAAUCAACAAUUGAUCGUGCACCUGAGAAACGACACGAGGCAAACGUCUGCCCUCUGAAUUCUACUCAGCCAUCUACAUCAUUACCAGUUCAAAUAUCACUAUCAUUGGCAGGGCUAUCACAGUUCUUACCAGCAAUUGAUAGUAAUGUUCAGUCCAUUUUAAAUUUGUCAUCGUCAUCCACUUCUGAUCUUUCCUUCCAUCCUUCCACUAAUUUUCCACCCAACUUUAUCAAUGUUAGCAAACAGGGUAACAACACAAGCACUGCUACUGCCAGUGAGUCGGUGACUAGAUCACCAUAUACAUCACAACCUUCAUCAUCUUUAUCAUCAUCAUCCGUAGCAACUUCAUGUUCUAAUAAACCUUCGAAAUCAAAUGGUCGCAAGCAGUUCACAAAAAUAACACCUUGGAAAAACCAGAGCGCAUUAACAACAAAUUCUCCACCAAACAACAACAGCAGUAGCAAUAAAACAGCAACUACAUAUCAGGUAAUCCUUCCAUCACAGCAUCAGAACGCCACAAUGGCAGCAGCAGCAACAACAACAACUGCAUCAACUUCAAAAACUAACGCACCGUCAUCAUCUAAAUUGCAUAGACGCCAACAACAGCAGCAACAAAACCAGUCACCAAAACAACAACAACAGCAGCAGCAACUAACAGCUGGUAAAGCUACAGCAGCUGUAGUUGCUACAAUUUUUCCCCACGUUCCAGGACAAAUUUGUUUUGCCAGACCCUCUUCAUUUCAAGGGCCUCAUCUGAACCCAUCAAACUCAACACCAUCAUCUUUAUUAUCUUCAUCAUCUCCACCCAUGUUACAUCAAUCUCAAAACGUACUCCACCACCCUCACCAACAACAAAUUGUACCCCAUGGGAGUGGAUUUCCGUCAUUUCCGUACAUUCAAGACGCUAGGUUUGCCUACCCCAGCACAAACAUGUUCGCAUACAACAGCAGUAACCAAGGCAACAACAACAGCAGCAGCAACAACAACAACAUGAACAAUCGUGGUGUUAUUGAUCAAUCCAAGAUCAACAUCGUUCCCGGCGGUCACCUCCAACAACCGUCUUUGAAUUCCUACCAACUUCACGCACAGAAUCCAACGCAGACAAUUCUCUUCAGCUCUUCCACUCAGCAGCAGCAGCCACAUUUUAGCCUGCAGCCUCCCUCACUACAGUACAAUAAUCAACAGCAGCAGCAUUUCUACAGGCAGUACUCCAUGGGAUCUGCCAUAUUUCCAACUGUGUCAUUCUCACCUGGAAAGAUGUCAUUCAGUCAACCCUUCCACAACAUCUCUACACAGUAUUUUUUGCCAUAUAACUCCAACCAUGAAGCUAGUAACAAUACAAGUAUUAAUAAUAGUAGUAUCAGUAACAUCGAUGAUGGUGGGGAUGAUAAAGCUGUGAAAAUGUUGAGCCCUAUGUUACCCCGACUACAUCAGCAGCAACAAUCAUUGUUAGUUCGCGGUAAGAAUAUACAACCGAAGCAAGUACCGCAACAGCAGCAACAACAACAACAGUUACAUUAUAAUCCACAACAAUUACAUCAACUGCAACAUCAACAACUUUCACAUCAACAACAGUUACAUCAACAACAACAGCAGUUACAACAAUUUAGCAAUAGCAGUACUAAUGUGGUUGUCCAGGCUUUACAUGAUAGACCAAGUGGAAAACCACAACCCAACAGAAAACGCACCUCUGGCACUGGAAUCAAAAGAAAGGCCAAGGUAUCAAAACUUGACAACGUUAAAGAUAACAAAACCGCUAACAGGAAGAACAGCAAGAACAGCAAAAACAUGAACAUUGCUGAUAACACCAAAGUUAACAAUGCUAAAAUCAACAUGGAUGACAUCAAUAAUGCUGACAACAAUGACAGUUUUGAUGACAGCAACACAAUCACCACCACAACAACGACAUCAGAUAGUGACAACAACAACAACAGCAAACAAAACUUAACUACAACUACUGCUACUAAUACUGCAAAAGCAUAUGAUGAGCAGCAAGUUGUUAAAGACCUUACUGCAAAGUUUGAUGCAAAGACAUCCUCUGAGAAGCAUCAUUAUGAUGAUGAAAAGGUUGAUGAUAGCGGUGAUAAGAAAGAUCUUAUGGCAAAUGUUAAUGGUAGCAAAGUUUCAAUGCCUGUAAAGCAGAAAGUCAUGGACAAGGCUUUUAAUAAGAUUCACUCAUCAACCCAUAUGAAUAGACCAUCAACGUCAUCUUCAUCAUUAUCUACCAUUGUCAACAAUAAUAAUAAUGAUGAUGAUGAUGAUAAGAGUAAGAUAGACAAUACUAACAAAAACAGUGUAAGUGCCAUUAGCAAUAAUGGCUUUGAUACUAAAUCUGCUAAAGAGGGUGAUAUGCUUAAAGAUAACCCAAAAAAUAUUGCUUAUAUCAAUAGUUCUAAUUAUAAUUUCAUUGAUAAAAAUUAUAAUAAUGAUAAUAAUAAUAAUAAUAGCAGUAGUAGUAGUUGUUGUAGUAAUAGUAAUAGUCUUAAUAGCUGUAGCAUUAACUUCCAUGAUGCUAAUGUUUUAAAGACAAAAAGAAGAAAGACAUCUACAAUUGCAGCCAACAAUAACAACAAUAAUGAUGAUGGUAAUGAUAAAAUCAUAUCAACUAUCUCAACAACUACAAUGUCGUCAUCAUCAUCAGCAGCAGCAUCAUCAUCAGCAGCUGCAGCAGCAAAAGCAGCUGACUCAAUGGCUGUUGCUGCAACCACAAUAACAGAAUUAAUAGCAGCUACAACGUUGUUGCAAAUGUCAGCCAUGGCAUCCACACCUGCUACGACAACGCCAGCAACAACAACAACAACAUUAAAUAAUGAUCUGUUGCAGCAGCAGCUAGAGGUCAGAAAUUCAGAUUCGAUUGAUGUCUCGAAGGUUAAAAACAACGUUGAUUUCAAUGACAUCAACAAUAACAACAAUAAUGAAGGAUUCGUUAAACCACUGAAUAGAAAGAAAAAAUGUAAUAAAGAUAGUAACAUUAGUAACAGCAACAACAACAACAACAACAAAAACAUUAUCAUCCUUAACAACAAAAUAAAGAAGACCAUAAAAAGAAAGAGACAGCCAUCAUCAGCAGCAGCAGCGGUACCGUUAUCAUCAUCAACAUCAUCAGUUCUACCAUCAUCACCAACGUUAUCAUCAUCAUCGUUGUUGUUGUUUAGAAACGCCAAAUCGUCCCAAGGACAAAAGUCAAAUAUCUUAAAUACUAAAAAGAAUAAAAAUAAGAGAGCUAAUAACAACAAUGUUGACAACAGCAACGAUAAAAAUAACAACAACAAAACCAAAAAAACUGUAAAAAGCAAAUAUAACAACAACCCAAACGACAGCAAUAACAUUGCUAACGUCAACAACAAUAACAACAACAACAUCAACAAUGCUGCUUACAGCAAUGGCAACAACAACAACAGCAGUUGCAACAGCAAAUCUAGUUCCAUUACAUUAAAGGUGUCCUCUGCAGCUACCAACAGCAGUAGUAGCAGUAGUAGUAGCAGCAGUAGCAACAAUAAUAUAGCAAGUGUAGUUGAGCAUGUAAAACCUAGCUGGUUUUGGUUAGGAGUUCCAUUUGUUAAAACAGUUUACGUCCAGACGGACGGAACCCACGUUAGGAGGAAGUGCUAUCCAUCCAUUCAGCAUUGCACAGGCGACAUAGUAAACGUCCGUGAUUGCGUUUUCAUCCGAUCCGGAACUAAGAAAAAGGAUAUCCCGUACAUCGCUAAGAUUUAUGCUCUUUGGGAGGAAGGGAAUUCCAGAGAUAUGAUGAUGGGUGUCUUUUGGUACUAUCGUAGAGAGCACAUAGACUCCGAGUCUAUUGCCUCUCGAUACCUGGAUACGGAGGUGUUCGCCUCGAGACACAGAGACGUCGUGCCUGUAGCCUGUAUUGAAGAUAAGUGCUAUGUGCUGACUUUUAAUCAGUACUGCAGAUACAAAGCCAUGGUGAACAUGGUGGAGGCAGGAUCCUCCACAACAACUAAUGAGACAUCAGUUCCAACAGCUCCGUCGCCGCAACAAAAACAACAAGACUUAUCAGCAAAAGAGAGCAACGAACCGACUCCAUCAGCAACAACAUCAACUGCAUCAUACUUUUCACCAGUGACAACUCAGUCGCAGCUGCAAAAUUAUAUCUUGCCAUCAGCAGCCCUAGCGACACCGUCGCUACCACCACAGCCACAACAACAUUUGUCGCCGGCGACAACGACGACAAGAACGACGACAUUAAUUGAGUAUUUAUCUAGAGAGAUUGACAAGGACAACAUAUUUCUAUGCAGACAUAUCUAUGACAUCAAACUGAAGAGAAUCUCGAAAAAUCCACACAUUGCUGUUACAUCAAUCAGCAGCGCUUACAACAAUAACGUCAUCUACAGCAACAGUAACACUAACAACAACAUCAACCACAUCAACAGUUUCAACAACAACAACAACAUCAACAACGUUUAUUUAAACAACAAUAACGUUAAUUUCAGUAACAGUUGUAAUGGCAUCAAUAAUAGCAGCUUCAAUAGCAGCAGCUGCAAUAACAGCAACAGCAACAACAACAUCGUUUUUGUCAACAAUUACAACAACUUCAACAUCAACGACAAUCUUGAUUAUGCUAAUUUUGGAGGCUAUAGCAGCAGUAGCAGUAAAGAUGAUACUAACGUCAUUGUUCAAAUUACUAAUGAUACUAAGAGCAGUAACAACAACAACAAUAACAAUAGUAGCGGUGAUAAUGAUGAUAAUGUUUAUAAUUGUUUAACUUCAGAUGAUGGUGAAAUUGUAGUAACAUUUAAUACUGUUCAAUGA